AUGAAUGCCAUGUCGCCAACCCGGCGCGUGAGGUGGUCAUCCCUGCACAAGAGAGACCCCAAUUUUGGGAUUGUUCACGCGAACUGUAUCAAGUUUAUCCGGAUCGUCGACGAGCGCCAGCGACAACUGAAGUUACGUCUCGAGAAGCAGCAACAGACGGCGAUCGAUGUGGCGCAAAUGUUUGAGCUUGAGCGUGCCCAGCUAAAAGCAAAGAUUCGACGGUUAAGCCUGGAAAACCAAGCAGUGCUCGACGAGUUUCGUAAAGUUAGAGAACAGGUGGCUAGCUUGCAGCAGCAGCUGGAUGGAGCCAACACCGAUGUGCAGAAUCGUAUCAUCCGCAAAGAGCUCGAGCAGGCCAUACAUUUUACUCUGUCGUCCGUGAUUCAAACAGUGGCUAGAAUCAUCGGCGAAUCUCAGAUCGAGUAG
Penicillium angulare is the source of this 426-nucleotide messenger RNA. RefSeq lists its product as uncharacterized. The transcript is spliced from 2 exons. The record is from RefSeq and is a predicted model, not a curated record. Bases 1 to 426 code for a protein of 141 amino acids. Lineage: Eukaryota; Fungi; Ascomycota; Eurotiomycetes; Eurotiales; Aspergillaceae.